AUGGCACCUUCGAUCAUAACAUCAACCGUGGCAGACGGCAAGAUUCCUGCAGUUUACACCACCCAAGACGCGAAGGACCUUCCAGAGAGCUUGUUGUCGCAUUUUGCUCCCAAUAUUAAUGGAAAUCACAGCAAAGAUGGUCUCAAAGCCGCAGCCGCCGACCGACUUGAGGAGCACUCAGUCCCAUUCAAUCCACAGUACGCACUAGAACCUCGCAAACUUCGAAUCAUCACAAUCGGCGCCGGCUUUUCCGGCUUGUUGAUUGCCCACAAGUUCCAACAUCGUUUCCCAGAACUUCAGGACUUCGUAGACCAUACAAUCUUCGAAGGUCGAAAUGAUAUUGGGGGAACAUGGCUAGUCAACACGUACCCCGGUGUGCAGUGCGAUGUACCCUCUCAUAUUUAUGCCUUCCCGUUUGAUCCUAAUCCGGAUUGGCCUCGCUUCUAUUCAAGCGGACCUGCUAUCCAUGACUACAUAAAGAAAACGGCAAAGAAGUGGAACCUUGAUCGCGAUGUGCAAUUAAACACUCGGGUUGUUGGUGCCUACUGGCAGGAACAAUCUGGCAAAUGGAAGAUCACGGUGGAACACGGAGGAAUCGAGCGCGAUGAGUAUUGUGAUAUCCUUAUCUCAGGCCAAGGUAACUUGGUGAACCCUUCUUGGCCCAAGAUUCCCGGGCUUUUCGAUUUCAAAGGCCAUGUCACACAUUCUGCAAGGUGGGACCACGACUACGACUAUUCCAACCAGCGGAUAGCUGUCAUUGGCAAUGGAUCAUCCGGCAUUCAAAUUGUGCCUCAAAUGACCAGGUUACCCGGUACGACGGUGCGCAACUUCAUUCGCGGUCCAGCUUGGGUCUACUAUCGCGUCCCUCCUUCAAAGCAUCUUGGGAGAGACACGGAAGACACAAACCCGGAAUUUCUCGAAGAAGAGAAAGAGCGCUUCCGCGAUCCCGCCCAGCAUCGAGAAUACCGCAAAGGCAUUAUUCACCGUACCAACAAGGCAUUCCGUUUGUUCAUGAAGGGAGAACCCAAUGAGUCUGUUGUGAAACUUGCAUCAGCUCAGAUGGCUGAGAAACUUAACCACGAUCCCGUCUUGUGCGAACAACUCAUCCCCAAGUGGGAAAUUGGUUGCCGUCGAGUGACUCCAGGGCCUGGCUACCUGGAGUCAUUCUCGAAGCCGAAUUGCAGUCUCACAUCGAGUCCAAUUACCAAGAUCACCGAGAAGGGUAUCGUCACUGCAGACGGGGAGGAGUAUGAAUGCGAUGUUUUGAUUUGUGCCACCGGGUUCGAUGUCUCCAAGUGCCCCCGAUACCCUCUAGUCGGCCAGAACGGUGUUCAUCUCGCCGAGAAAUGGAAAGACGAACCUAGAUCCUAUCUAUCAGUUGGAACCGACGACUUCCCCAACUAUUUCACAAUGGCCGGCCCCAACUGCCUCUGCGGUCACGGAUCACUCGUCGAGGCACUAAACUGGACAGGCGAUUACUUCGUCAAAAUGAUUAAGAAGAUCGCCACAGAAGACAUCAAAUACAUGGUUCCAAAGGCCUCUUCCGUCCACGCAUUCGCCAAGUACCAGGAUGAAAUUCACAAGACAUUGGUGUGGUCCGGCUCCUGCCGUAGCUGGUACAAGAGAGGUACCGUGGACGGCAAAGUCACACAUCUAUUCGCGGGCAGUGCUGUCCUGUUUCGCCGGCUACUCGGCGAGAUUCGCGCGGAGCACUAUGAUAUUGCUUACAACUCGGGCAACCCGUUCCGCUUUUUGGGCAACGGUUUCACGGAGUGGGAAAUGCAGGAGGAUGCCGAUCUGGGAUGGUAUGUGCAGGUUCCUAAACCUGGUCCCGAGGCCUACAUCAACGAUAAGAGCUGGUUGGCGAAAUAG
Molecule: messenger RNA, 1872 nt
Organism: Penicillium riverlandense
Lineage: Eukaryota; Fungi; Ascomycota; Eurotiomycetes; Eurotiales; Aspergillaceae
Product: flavin-containing monooxygenase
Exons: 5
Coding region: 1-1872 (623 amino acids)
Molecular function (GO): NADP binding; N,N-dimethylaniline monooxygenase activity; flavin adenine dinucleotide binding
Source: RefSeq, a predicted model, not a curated record